AUGAUCGCGCUAAUCAACAAACUGCUGGACUGGUUCAAGGCACUAUUCUGGAAAGAGGAGAUGGAGCUGACCCUGGUAGGGCUGCAGUACUCCGGGAAAACGACCUUCGUCAAUGUGAUAGCGGCCGGCCUGUCGGAGGCAGAGCAGGAGCAGAUGAGGAAGAUGCUGAACCAGAAAGAGUCCAACUACAACAGACUGCGCCGGGCCAAGAUGGACAAAUCCAUGUUCAUCAAACUCAAGACUCUGGGCAUCGGUGCGUUUGGUGAAGUGAGUCUGACACGUAAAGUGGACACGGGCGCACUUUACGCCAUGAAGACACUGCGCAAAAAGGAUGUCCUCAACCGCAACCAGGUGGCUCAUGUGAAGGCAGAGCGGGACAUCCUGGCGGAGGCAGACAACGAGUGGGUGGUGCGUCUCUACUACUCCUUCCAGGACCGCGACAGCCUCUACUUUGUCAUGGACUACAUCCCCGGAGGAGACAUGAUGAGCCUCCUCAUCAGGAUGGGCAUCUUCCCCGAACAUCUGGCGCGCUUCUACAUCGCGGAGCUAACGCUGGCCAUCGAGAGCGUCCACAAGAUGGGCUUCAUCCACCGAGACAUCAAGCCCGACAACAUCCUCAUCGACGUGGACGGACACAUCAAGCUCACCGACUUCGGCCUGUGCACCGGCUUCCGCUGGACACACAACUCCAAGUACUACCAGAAAGGGAGCCACGUCAGACAGGACAGCAUGGAGCCCAGUGACUUCUGGGACGAUGUGUCGAACUGUCGCUGCGGGGACCGGCUGAUGACUCUGGAGCAGAGAGCGAACCGGCAGCACCAGCGCUGCCUCGCGCACUCUCUGGUGGGAACCCCCAACUACAUCGCACCAGAAGUGCUACUGCGCAAAGGUGGGGGGAAAUCUGAAGGUUACACCCAGCUGUGUGACUGGUGGAGCGUGGGAGUGAUCCUGUUUGAGAUGCUGGUGGGACAGCCGCCAUUCCUGGCCCCCACACCUACUGAGACUCAGAUUAAGGUGAUUAACUGGGAGAGCACCCUGCAGGUUCCUGCUCAGGUCAAACUGAGCCCGGAGGCCGUGGACAUCAUCGGGCGCCUCUGCUGCUCCGCGGAGGAUCGAGUGGGCUCCAACGGCGCCGGCGAGAUCAAGGCUCACCCCUUCUUCUCCCAGGUGGACUUCACCAGCAAUCUGCGGCAGCAACCGGCCCCUUACCGGCCCAAGAUCGCCCACUCGAUGGACACCUCCAACUUCGACCCCGUGGAUGACGACUGCGGCCCCGGGGCGUGGAGCGACAGCGGGGACAGCAGCCGGGCGCUGGACAUCCUCUGCUCUCCUAACGGGAAACACCCGGAGCACGCCUUCUACGAGUUCACCUUCCGCAGAUUCUUCGACGACAACGGCUGCCCCUUCCGCUACCCGAAACCCCCCGAGGUCAGCGAGGCAUCGCCAAGCCCGGAAGAGGAGGGCGAUCAGGAGGAAGAAGAAGAAGAAGAAGAAGAGGAUGAUGAUGAUGACGAUGAGGAUGAUGACGAGGAAGGAGAGCAGGGGGAAGGGUGUGAGCCGGUGUACGUGUAGAGCUGCAGACUGACUUUCUGAGCGUCUUUUUAGCUCGUGACACUUCCCCUAUCACUGCUGUGUGUGUGUGUGUGUGUGUGUGUGUGUGUGUGUGUGUGUGUGUGUGUGUGUGUGUGUGUGUGUGUGUGUGUGUGUGUGUGUGUGUGUGUGUGUGUGUGUGUGUGUGUGUGUGUGUGUGUGGAGAUUGGUGAACAUCACCCCCUUGUGGAAACUAUAGUGCGUUCACAAUGACUUCAAAUAAACAAAACUCCCCUCAUCCAGGACCAAGAAACGACAUCCUGCGUGCAUAAAGGCUGAAUCGGUUAGAAAGGAUUGAAUCUUGAGAACGUGAGUAUGAUUGGAUCACAGACAAGAUGUCAAAUUCGAGGACUGCUUCUGGAUCUUUCCGGCGGUUUCUUGUCCCAUUCCUUCCGCCCUCGUGUCUUACGGACGACUGAAAAACCUCCGCGGUGAUCUUUUGACGCAGGAGCUGCUUCACACCCCGAUAUCGGACACGCGAUGUGACACCAGUUUACUGUUAGACAGUGAAGUAGAGGGAGACUGAACACGCCUCUUUCACAGCUGCUGCAAAAUAAGCUACAGAGACACAUUGCAUUCACGUGCACACACUCACACACAUGCAUCAGCACAGUUUGGGGUGGAUGAAGAAAUCUCUGCAGGAAGAUUUCAGUGUCAAUAUUUCAAGAAGUUCCUCUGAGAAACGGCCAUCUUGAUAUCUGCCUUUUGUAGCAGAUCAAUCUUGAAAUAUUGGAAUUAAAUUAACUAAAUGAAAUGUGUUUGGUUACAUAUAUCUUGUAUAUCCACAGCUGCCUCAUUUUGUGCCAACUGUAGUUCACCGUGUUGAUUUGUCCUUAAGACGGAGCCUGAUCCUUCUUCCCUAAGAGGUUACUGUUACAAAUAUCUUUGUGUUUUUAAGAUGCUUCAAGUUACUGAUCCUCUAACUAACCAUUUCAAAGCUCAGCUACAAAAGCAUUCGAUCCUACAAAAAACAUGGAUAGAUUUCACACAAGGCUAAAAAAAAUCAAGCCUAAUUCGGUUUUAGUCGGAUCAAAGACUGAGGUGUUCUUUCACACAAAGAAUUGGAUCAAGAAAGCAAGAAAACCGUUUUUAUGAUACUUCCUGUUUACUUAGGGGGGCAGAGAACACCCAAUGCUUUGUUCUAAGGAACAAACUGAUGAGUAGAAAGAAACUUUAUUUAAAGAAAUUAAGAGAAAUCAAAGCCAGACCCGGCCAGGCCUGAACCUGCCGGGUCAGAUGGUGCUGAGUUGGUUUCUCACUGAGAAUCAAAACUCUAACACACACACACACACACACACACACACACACACACACACACUCACACUCACACACACACUCACACACACACAAAUCAAGAUGCACACUUUUACAGCUAUUUUGCAAAGAUGAGUUGCAUUGUAACUUAACCCGCCCCCUCGUAUCUUCUGGAGGGAAACACAAACGUGCAACAUGUUCUUACAACAGCAAACAUGUGAUAGUUUGACUAUGUGCAAUACAAACAAAUACAUUAUAUAUAGUUUUCUAAACACUUAAUAUCCUUUUUUUUGUACUGAAAUGUACAAAUAUAUUGGUUUAUAUAUAUUUUCUCUUUUCAGUUACAACAUGCUGCUUAUUAUUGUGGUUAAUAUUAUUUACAUUAUUAUUAUUAUUAUUAUUAUUAUAAUUGUUAUUACCUGUUUUUCUUUUGUUGUGGCCUAAAGAAGUGUGCUUGGGUUUUGAAAGUAAUGAGCCGUGUGCCUUUUUUCUAAUUGAAUGUUGGGAGUGUGUGUCGUCGCUCGAUGACGAAGGUGAUGAUGAAGAUGACGAUCAGUGUUUUUGCAGAACAAAGAUGGCGGACUCUUCCUCUCCUGCUGCCGGGCUGGUCCUUAACGCAAGAGAGGAGGAUUCAGAAAGAAAUUGGUAGAUACAAGUUAGAGGAGGGGCGAGGCAGGAUGGCUUCAGGAAAUGUAAUCUGAAAAAGAACAAAUAGCUUUCUCUGUUUAUACAAUUUCAACAAAGAGUUUGUGUUUGGUACAUUUUCCUUAUUUAUCCGAAAUGACCACAAGUGUGAGUGUUGUUUAUCUUUUACUACAGACCUGUGCCAUGUUCUGUUUUGACGCUAUCAUCCAGUACCUUCUCGCUUAUUGACAAUCAGUAAACGGUGACCGCUCUCUGUCGAACCGUUUGAACACCAAACCGUUCAGUAUUCUGAAUUUGACCUUGAAGACUGGGAAUGCUCAAGAAGUCUGAACUUUUUCAAGUGAUUUUUUUGACGCAUAACGAUGAUGGAAAAUGUGAGGAUCAGAAUUUUUUUUUUUACUUGCCUGACAAUGUAUUGAAAGUUUGUUUUUCUGUAAAUGUGCCGUGCCUUGUGUGAGCAGCACAAUCUUAAAAUAUUGCCUUAUCAUCUUUUUCACAAUCCUCUUUUUUUAUUAUUUGGUUUAUAGAAGUCAACACUGGCUUUAUUUACAUGCAUCAACAACCUUAUUUGUAUUCCAUUCAGUAACUCACAAUAAAUAGAUUUUUAAGGAAAGUGGUCAGAACAUUAAAUUACUCAAUGACAUAAUAAACAAGGUGGCAUUUUAAUGUAACUUAUCAUAUGUUUCAAAAUAAUGAUUUAGGAAAGUGAAAAAGGGGUUUUCCACACUCUAAAAUAAUGCAACUUGGGUCAUUUUAGAUUUUCUAAAGCUCAAAUGUUACAUUUAACAUCAGAGAAUGACAUAUUUGUUGCAUGAUUACACCAAAAAACAUUUUUCUUUUGCCAUAAAUGUGUUUUUAACAGUGGCUUUAAAUCAGGGGUGUCAAACUCAAUUUCAU
This is a messenger RNA of Notothenia coriiceps (black rockcod), 4386 nucleotides long. RefSeq names its product serine/threonine-protein kinase LATS2-like. The record is from RefSeq and is a predicted model, not a curated record. Bases 1 to 1572 code for a protein of 523 amino acids. Gene Ontology annotation, biological process: protein phosphorylation. Gene Ontology annotation, molecular function: ATP binding; protein serine/threonine kinase activity. Lineage: Eukaryota; Metazoa; Chordata; Actinopteri; Perciformes; Nototheniidae. The transcript is spliced from 6 exons.